AUGGCUCUCCAGACCAAUGUUUACCGUGAUGGAGCCUGGGUCACCGAGAGGAUCGACCUUGACGCCGUUCUCAAGGGCAAUAUUGGCCCCAACCAACCUUCAAGGCAACGCUCAACAAGGCCAUCCAAGCUUGGUCUUCUGACUAGAAAUGUCAUCGAGAGCCCCAUAGCACACUGGAUCAUCCCAGUGCGCAUCAGAUCCGCUACGCAUAACGAUGUCGCUUUCAUAGGUGAUCGAUUUGUUGAAGUUCUGGAACUCCGGAAAGACGGUCGCUUGCAGACCAUUGCCAGAAAAAACGACUUCGGGUCUCGUAUUCGAAAUGUCAAACCGCUCGGCCUCCUGCCCAACUCGGUCAAGGAAGAGGGCCGUGACGAGGCGGCGAGCACGCAGGUCAAAACCGAAGAUGAAGAUGUCAUUAUGAACGACUCUCAGCCGUUGUCGGCUAUGGCUUCCCUGGGAACCCAGAAACAACUACCCCCACAAAUGCUCCUUUUGGUGCUCGAGUCCGGCGACUGUGUGCUCUUGUUCCUCCGUCCCGAUACAAACGGUCAAGCCGUGUUCGAAUCAACCUUGAUAAGCGCGCCUCAUACUCGCGUUGUCAACCCAGGCUUCCACAUGGCCGUAGACCCAAGUUCACGAUAUGUCGCACUGGGCUGUGCCGAAGGACUUUUUGUCGUUCACGAACUCGAAUCGAUCCAGACGCUGAACGAGCAAUAUUGUCGCGACAGGCCCCUUAGGCCAUUCAGGGCUGUACGUCCAAGAUCCGUGCAGGGUGUCAUCCACAAGAUGGAAUUUCUAUACCCAAGGCCUGAGGAUGACUAUCAUGUGAUCCUCCUAUUGAUCGUGGUGAGGAAUGGCAAAUCACGGAUGGUCACCUACGAAUGGGAGGCUGGGGACGACCUCAGGGAUGUCUUUGGGGAGGAUAAACGCGGUCACAGAUUACCUGUGGACUACCAGAUGCCAGUUCUCGUCAUUCCACUGACCGUCCGAACUGCCUUCUUCGCUAUUUCAUCCCAAGGCAUUGCAGUGUGCAAAGACGUACUCCAAGGCCCACCAGACUUCGAAGACUUCCAGAUGACUAUCCACGAAACCUCGGAAUACCACCACGGCUUAGCCAAGCCGAUCUGGACCGCGUGGACGAGGCCCUACCGUCUGUCUACUUUUUCUACCAGUAGAGAUAAUAUCUAUCUCGCCAGAGAAGACGGCGUCGUCAUGUUCCUUGACAUCGACUCUGAUAAUAUUCUCGGAGCCAGUGUCAAUGUUGGCAACUUCAAAUGCAAUAUUGCCAACGCUUUCUGCGCUCUCCAAGACAAUUGGUCAGAUAUCUUGAUUAUGGGAGGGGAUUCUGGCCCUGGCGCUAUCUGGCAGGUACCUCCUCGCGAGCCUCCGGUGGCUCUGGGAACCAUAGCCAACUGGUCUCCUGUCGUUGACUUCGUCACCACUGAUCCACAUCCGCCCUUUCCGAAGGCCCAAGGACUGAAGGAGGUGACAGGCAAUAGCUGGCCCGACAGUUCUCAAUGGGGCUGGCAAAGGCCCGAUAGACUGUUCGUUGCGACGGGAAAGGGCAUCACAGGCUCCGUGACUGAAUAUCGAUAUGGCCUAGAAGCCAGAAUUGGACCAGAUGUCGACUAUGAAGUUCCGAUCCGGGAUGCAUGGAUAUUUCCUGCACACUUGGGUUGUCCUGAUCGAGGAUUCCACAUAUUACUAUCAAUGCCCGACCGUUCCACUGUACUCCAUCUGUCUGAUGACUACAAUGAGAUUGCAGAAACGGAUCCCCACAGCCUCCCUUACGAUCUGUCAGCCAGGACCAUCGUUGCGACUCAACUUUCUGAUACUAUGGCCUUGCAAGUCACAGAGAACUACGUCGUCAUCUCGACUGCAUCGCAGUGCAUCCGUUGCACGCAUAUUGAACUCCUGGGAGACACCUUCACAGCAAUCAUGUAUGCUGCAGCAUACGACAGGUUCAUCGCCUUGGCAACCUACAAGGACUCGAAAUCUCAGAUACACAUCUUGCAGAUUGCUGAGGACCUAGAAAUACGUGUUGUGAAGGCCGUCGAUUCGCCUUCUGAUGUCACUUGUCUCGCUCUUGGGCCAGUCGACGGUGAAGUGUGUGUUUUCGCCGGGCUAUGGGAGGAUUUUCAACCAAAACUCUUCAUUUUCCCAGUUCGACAGGUCGAGAAACUUCUCAUACUUGACCUCUCUCGACGGAAGGUGGGGAGUCCUGGAGCGGGAAGCUCGACCUCGCCGCUCCAGCCAAACCAAGAGGCUCCUGAAGCGCCCAGAAGCAUUGUUUGUUUGACAGAUCCCUCUGGGCAAUGCACUGUGCUCGUCGGCACUAAUAGUGGCGAGGUGCUCACUCUAGUUCUCAAUCAACAGGACGGUCUUCGAUCUCUAACAUCAGAGAAGUUUGGGCAAACGGCUGCGCAGUGCAUUGCCAAUGGGAACAAAUCAGCGUUUAUUUGCUGCGACAGCCAGAUCGUUCAGCUUGUUUCGUUGGGCGAAGGUAACCUCAAGAACGGCCAGUCCCAAAUCAAGCAUUGGGUGUGGCCUGUCGAUGGUAGUGAUGCGCAGAAGCCUUCGCCUGCAGUGGACUCGGCCUCGGUAUUGAGGCAAGGGCUGCCAGGCCAUGGAGGUGAUACUUCCUUACUUCUGGUCUCAGGAUCUCGCAUUCUGCUCACAGGCUUGGCGACCCAGCCACAGUCAGUACCGCGCAGCAUCUUGGUGGGUGGCACACCCAGCAAACUACUCUAUCUCCACUCGCUCGACUGUUUGGUGGUCGCGGUGCAAACAGGCAAUCGCCCUGUACUGAAGUUCAUUGACACCACGAGUGGAGAGGACCUCUCCUUGCCAUCGGACAAGGAGAAGGUCGGCGUGAAGUUUAUUGCCGGUUUAGGCGAGGGCGACAAGAUUGAGGGGCUAUCUGAGUGGGAGUACACCAAGGACGAUAAAGUGUGGCGCUUUGUUCUCGUCUCGACAAAAGAUGCCCGACUAAUUGUUGUCUCAAUGGAAAGGAUCGAAUCCUCACCAGACGAGCCGAAGGGGAAAAUACGUUUCUGGACACGUUACAAGCGAUCAGAAUCAGAGUCGAUUCAUUCCAUAAUCGGGGACGCGGAGAACUUGUUCUACUGCGUCGGCACCACCCUCCACUGGGACAUCCUGGACCUCAGUGAGAAGAAGUUGAAGCCAAUGAAGACAUUUGAGCUGAGCUCUCCAGCUACUUCUCUAACAUUUUCAGAUGGCAAGAUUAUAGCCCUGACGGAUAAGGCCUCAGUCCAGAUCAUCGACCCAGCUAUUGACAGCGAGGCGGACCAGAUGGUGCUGGCCCAUGUGGACAUUGUUUCUAGGCCGUCAGCGCAUUGCAUCGAGGCCUUCUCUGGCAGCGAAGAUCCGGAGACUUCGAUUCUGCUCGUUAGUGACCGAUCAUGUGGUGUCGUUGGUCUCUGGGUACCGUGGCAACAGCCCGGGAGGAACUGCGAGGUGCUCUUUGAAGCCGAUUUACCAGCAUCCAUCAGGAAAUUUCAGAGAGGGAAGACCAGGCCGAGCUGGCAACAAGGCCGCCGGCAGUUGAAGUACGGACACGUGCCCAGCACCGUGGAUGGUGCAGAUAUCCUGGGCGUGUGUAUGGAUGGAUCGCUCUACCAUUUCGCGCUCCUGAAUGCAGAGGCAUGGGCAGUCUUGGGUCUUAUACAGAACCUGGCGCAGACUUCUGAACUGCUCUACCCAUUCCAGUACGAGCCCCCGGGUGAUCCGGACUGGGACGCGAGUCCGGUACUGGACAACGGGUUCAACAUGCAUAUCGAUGGGGACAUGCUCCAGAGAUGCUUCGAGUUGCGAGCCGUCGAGCGGCUCUUUGCUCGGCGGGUCCAUGCAGCACAGCUGGUUCGCCUUCUCAACAACCUAGAUGGUGGUCGUUGGACGAUGGAUUUCAGGGCCGAUGACAGCCGUGGAUCCGAUGAGGGGCCGCGAGAGAUGGUGGCAUUGGACCGCAGCACGAUGGCGCGCUAUUUCGCACUUGUCUAUGAUAUAUUAGAGUACUACCUGGCCCCUGUAAUCUGA
This is a messenger RNA of Thyridium curvatum, 4056 nucleotides long. RefSeq lists its product as uncharacterized. NCBI's taxonomy places the organism in Eukaryota, Fungi, Ascomycota, Sordariomycetes, Thyridiales, Thyridiaceae. Gene Ontology annotation, cellular component: nucleus; U2 snRNP. The coding region runs from base 1 to 4056 and encodes 1351 amino acids. Gene Ontology annotation, molecular function: protein binding; U2 snRNA binding. Gene Ontology annotation, biological process: mRNA splicing, via spliceosome. The transcript has 5 exons. The record is from RefSeq and is a predicted model, not a curated record.